This is a messenger RNA of Thamnophis sirtalis, 1553 nucleotides long. The record is from RefSeq and is a predicted model, not a curated record. NCBI's taxonomy places the organism in Eukaryota, Metazoa, Chordata, Lepidosauria, Squamata, Natricidae.
AAUGUAGAUAUUACUGACCACAAUGGAUAUACCCCUCUGAUGCUGUCAGCCCACAAAGUAAUUGGCCAGUCUGGAUAUCAAAAAUGUCAAGGGACAAAGACCACUUGACCUUGCUCUUCAAACCAAAAAUCGCAUAAUUAUUCACAUACUUCAUGAAGAAGAAAAAAUUAGAAUUAGAAGAACAUCAGUGUUUUUGAGGUUUCUGGAAAAAAAUGAGUUCUUGCUAUUGUUUGUGUCAUCAUUGCUAUUGAUAUGGACAGUAGGAUAUGUAGCAAGCUUAAAUUCUGACUCAUGGCUGUUGAAAGGAAUCUUGCUGAUGUUCAUGUUGGUUACUCUGUCUUUUUUUGCAAGGUUGUUCAUAGGAUUCAACACAAUGAAAUAUUUUCCCGUAACAUUUUUGAUUAGUUCCAUCUUUUGGAUAUCAUGGACCUGUUUCAUCUCUUUCCUGCCUAAUUUUCCAGAUAUAACUUCACAGCUUCCUUUCUUUUUUGGCACGGUGGGCCUUAUCUAUUACUUUUACAAAACUGUCAGAACUGAUCCUGGAUUUAUUACAAGUACAGAAGAAGAGAUUAAAAAGAAUAUUAUUAACCUUGGGGAAUCUGGCUCUUUGAACUUCAGAACAUUCUGCACAACAUGUCUUAUUAAGAAACCUUUGAGAUCUAUGCAUUGCCAUGCUUGCAAUUCAUGUGUGGCUAGAUAUGAUCAACAUUGCAUUUGGAUUGGACGAUGCAUAGGUGUAGGUAACCAUGCCUACUUCAUCCUGUUCCUCUUUUUCUUGAUCUUGCUGAAUAUUUGGGCCAUACAUGGAACUAUUAUAUAUUGGUCAGAACGUUGUACAACAACAUAUCAGAAAGAUGGAGCUUGGAUGUCUUUCACACAGAUCGUAUCUUGUUCUCCUUGGGUGCUAUAUGUGUUCAUGCUCGUACUUUUUCACACUUCAUGGGCUGCAUUAUGGCUAAUCCUUCAGAUUUACCAGAUUGCAUUUCUUGGAUUGACUUCACAUGAAAGGACUACACUCUGGAAGCAGAGUAAAUAUUCCAAACAUCCUAUUUCACUUAGGAAGACUCCAUAUAAUCUUGGAUUCUUCCAGAACAUUGCAGACUUCUUUCAGUGUAGAUGCUUUGGAAUUCUCAAGCCCAACGUAAUUGAUUGGACUAAGCAGUACACUUUAAUGCUUAAUUUGGCAAAAGAUCGACACAUUCAUCCAGUGUGAAAGCGAAAAUCUACUCUCAACUGCCUGGAAUUUACUGAAUGUUUUCAGAAAAGAUAUUUAGAAUAUUUUAAAGUAUGUUGUGAAUUAUUUUGUUAUUUGCUAUGUGUCUGAUUGCUAUUUCAGAAAAAAAUGAAAGUUUACAUGGUUAAACUGAAGGAAACUGGAAAUGCAAAGGCAACCAUGGCUUAUGUAUAAUACUUUCAAAUACUUGGAUGUGAACAAAUAUAGUUGUGAAAUGUUACACUUCCUCAGCUUGCAAAAAAGAUUAUUUUUAAAUAAAGCAGGAAAAUCUAUCUAUGAUUCAUUUAUCUCCCUCAUUCAAAAUUUACACUCGGUUAAU